ACCCUCCUCCAAGCCGUUCUUCUCAACGUGUCUCCUCCUUCCAUCAUCAGGUGAGAGAAGGCAACCUCUCUAAUUUUGUUCCUAGACUCUAUUGAACGACAAAAAUUUGGUACUCACAGUUCAAUAAGUAGCCUCAAUCAUGGCUUUACGUCUUGGGAUAUCAAACUGCUGGCGCAUCGCUCGUGGACAAGCUUUUAGGAGAGUUCCGAGGUUGUCUUUGAUUCGUGUUGCUGGAUGCUCUUCCGAUACAUACUCAGAUGAUGAUGAAAUCCUUCAUCUGCCUUUUAAAGACAAAAAGCUCUUUACCCCUGGUCCCCUGUGUACAAGUUUUGAAACCAAAAAGGCCAUGAUGCGCGAUGUUGGUUCGAGAGAUAAAGACUUCGUAAAAAGUGUUAAUUACAUCCGAAGCAAACUUCUAGAAAUUGCUGGUGUCUCGCCGAAUGAAUACACCACGAUACCGCUACAGGGAAGUGGAACCUACUCGGUUGAGUCGGUGAUCACCACAGCAACACCAAAAACUGGAGGCAAGCUUUUGCUGAUUGUUAAUGGUGCAUAUGGAAAGCGCAUGCAAAAGAUUUGUGAAGUUGCACACAUUGAAACCAUUGCUUUGGAAGGAGAAGAAAACAGCAAGGCAGAUUUGAAAGCUGUUGAAAAAACCCUCCAAGAAAACCCAGACCUUACUGGAGUAUGCAUUGUUCACUGUGAGACUUCAACUGGAGUCAUUCAUCCAGUGGAAUCUGUUGGAAAACUAAUUCAAAAGCAUGCGCCCAAUGCUUUUUUCUUUGUGGAUGCCAUGAGUAGCUUUGGUGCAAUUCCAUUAAACUUGGAAUCAUCUAACAUAACCUAUCUAGUGAGUUCUGCCAAUAAGUGUAUUGAGGGUGUCCCUGGAUUUUCAUAUGUGAUUGCAAACAUCAGUCAUCUCUUAAAGUGCAAGGGUCAGUCCAGAACCUUGUCACUAGAUAUUGUGGAUCAGUAUGAGAACCUGGAGAAGACUGGCCAGUUCCGGUUCACCCCAGCAACACAUACGAUGCUGGCAUUCAGGAAGGCUUUACAGCAGCUUGAAGAGGAAGGAGGAGUUGUUGGGAGAGCUGAGAGAUACAUGGAAAACAGACACAUUCUCCAAGAUGGAAUGAAGAAACUUGGUUUCAAAGAAUUCCUUGAUGACACCCAUGAAGGCUACAUCAUCACAUCCUUCUACUUCCCCAAGCAUCCUAACUUUGACUUCAUGGAUUUCUACAAGCGCCUUAGUGACAAGGACCAAGUCAUUUAUCCUGGAAAAGUCUCAAAAGCUGAAUGCUUCAGAAUUGGCAACAUUGGCUAUCUUUUCCCUAAAGACAUGGAGCACUUACUGGAAUGUAUUGGUAAAGUUUUGGAAGACAUGAACAUACCUACCCCCUUAGAAUCCUAAACAUUUAGUCUUGGAUUUCAAUCAAAAUAUAAUACAACAGAGCCUACUCAAAAGCCAAAUGAAUAGCAGUAAUUUCUAAAACCAAAUGUCGAAAUUGUAGAAAUAUGAAAUAGAAGACUAGAAAUGUGCAUCUUCAUAUACAAGGGAGUGUUAGUAAUUCUAGGGGUAAAGGGGCUAUGGGAAUUUUACAUUCUAGAAUACUAUUUUUGCUUUGGUGCUACCCCCCACUCAAACAUAACAUAUUUUCGGUGCCCCCUAGCCCGCAGACUCAAUUUCGUUUAUGCUCAGAGUCUGCAAAGCACACCAGUGCCCCCCCCCCCCCCCCAUAAAUUACAUAAGCUCCCUAACGUCUCCAUUGAACUUUGAUUUCAUUCAGUACAUAGAAAAAUGAUCAUUAUAAAAAUAGGGAAAACAAUGAAAUUGUGAUUCAUAUAUGGGACAGAAACCUAAACUUUAUAAUGGAUAUAAAGCUUGCUUUUGUAUCUAGCUGAUAGUAAAGGAUAUUAUGUAGUUAGGUAGGGAAUAUUUUUGUAAGAUGAUGAAAAGUAAAAAGAAAGAAUCUUGGA
Messenger RNA from Actinia tenebrosa (Australian red waratah sea anemone), 1974 nucleotides. RefSeq lists its product as uncharacterized. The record is from RefSeq and is a predicted model, not a curated record. Gene Ontology annotation, molecular function: 2-aminoethylphosphonate:pyruvate transaminase activity. Lineage: Eukaryota; Metazoa; Cnidaria; Anthozoa; Actiniaria; Actiniidae. Gene Ontology annotation, biological process: organic phosphonate catabolic process.